Molecule: messenger RNA, 671 nt
Organism: Brassica rapa (field mustard)
Lineage: Eukaryota; Viridiplantae; Streptophyta; Magnoliopsida; Brassicales; Brassicaceae
Source: RefSeq, a predicted model, not a curated record
GAUUAUCAUUGUACACUACUAAACCCUACAGCAAAGUCCUUGUGAACAAAAGAAAACAUCUUCACACUUUAUAAUAUUCUCCCCUUUGUGGUAAUAAUUUUUCAUUUCGUGUUCUUCACACUUCCAGAAGCAGGGACCAAGUCCAGAAGCAAUAUAUAGACACAAAAAGGGAUCUCCGAGUUAAAAAGAAAAGAAGCAAAAAUGUGUUUGGAGCUUGUGUAUCACGAGGAGAAGACAGAGCUUGGUCGGCAACAAGCACCGGGUGUGUGUCCAUACUGCGGCGGAAAAGUGUCGGCGGUAGAUGUCGAGACCAAGUGGUUGUUCUGUUUCUUACCACUAUGUUUCAAGGUCAAACGCAAGUACUCUUGUUCCUCCUGUGAUCGUCGUCUCGUCUUGUAUUAUUGAAAGAAACAGAGCAGCAGAUGAAGAAAGAAGCAGAGAAGAAUUGAACUGUUAUCUAAUUUACUCCUCCCAAUGUGGAUGUUUUUGCAUAUUUUCCCCUGUACUUUCUGAGUUGCUAUUAACACCCCUCAUGGUGGUGACGUUGGUUGAAUUCAUUGAGUUUUUGUUCAAUGUAAAUAAUUUCGUUGGUCCUAUUUGUUUUGUUAUGCGAGUGGAAUUCAGUUUUGUUUAAAUAAAGUUCUGUCAUUCUUGAAUGAUAUUACUAUUCU